Molecule: messenger RNA, 910 nt
Organism: Cuscuta campestris
Lineage: Eukaryota; Viridiplantae; Streptophyta; Magnoliopsida; Solanales; Convolvulaceae
Source: the annotation of a GenBank genome assembly
CGUUUUCUACAACCGCCGUCUAUAUAUUCCGACCGCCGCGCCACAUUCCAUUCUCCCACCCGCACACCAUCACCCGGAUUGUUGAUUAUUCAUACUCCUACGAGCCGAGGAAGGAAUACUAAGACGAUGUCUCAGCCUAACGCCGGCAAAUCUCCUUCCUCCGCUCCCAACAGUCCUCCACCUGCCGCGGCGGCCGCCAGCCCCACCAAAAAGAGAACAAGAGAUGUCGGCCAAACCUCCGGUGGCGGCAGCGCUCCUCCCUCCCCUCCGUCGUCUCGCCUCGCCAUUGCUCAGACGGAGCGCUCAGCCGCCGCGACGGUGGUCGCAGCACCUCCUCCACCACCGCCGGUGCCGGCACAGCCAAACACCCAGUGUUCGGUGUGCCAGAGGCGGUUCCAGAGCCGCCAGGCGUUGUUCGGCCACAUGAGGCUUCACAGCAACCGCGGUUGGCGCGGGGCUUUCCCUCCUCCGGUCUUCAGCCGCAGCGAGUUUGCCGACGUGCAGCACGUGAUGGCUGCAGCCCGCGGCGAAGACGUGGCGGCGGGCGAAAAUGUUGUUGCGGUGGCUCUACUGCCUCCUCCUCCUCCGGUGGGUAGUGAAGCACCUGCUCGUGGUGGUGAAGCACACGUGCUGCCCGAUCUUAAUGAGCCUCAUUAUCGUGUUCCAGAUUUAAACUUUCCUCCACCACCCGCUUAAGGAGAAAUGCCGCCACAUGGGGUAGUGGUGGGUGGCGUGCAUGGUGAUGGACGCUCAACGCAUGCAUAAGUUAUGAUAUUUUUAUUUUUAAUAUGAAUAAAAAUAAUAUACGUAUAUUCACACAUUUUUGUGGAGAAUUAUAUGUAUAUUAUGUUAUACCAUACUUGUUUAUUUCAAUUUCUUUAGUCAAUGCAAAUAAAAUGCAUGCGUUUGU